GGGUUUGAGGAAGUUCCUCCCAGAUGGUAAUGGCUUGUUGCUUGAUUUGGCAAACCACCAUACAGAGCUGGAGCUGAAGGAAGGCCCUAAUAAUGUGGUAGAUAAGGUGAAGAAGAAGCAUGCAGAUGAGUAUUUUAGAGACGGGUGGAGGGGAAAGAAGAAGUCUCAUCCAUGGGAUUUGGAAUCCAAAGAAGAGAGGAGUAGCAAGCAAGCUGCUUUUUAUAAUGGAAUUACUGUGACAUCAGAGAUGUUUGAUCGGGUGUUGCUAUGUGGUCCAGAGGAAGAUGAAGAUGCUCUACGUGAAACCUGGCAAAAUGAAACAACCAAGACUCUGCAGCAGGAUGGUCAAUCAAAAGGAUCUGGAAAGUCCCAUGGUAGGACGAAGGGCGGAAAAAAGGAUUUGGUGGACUUCAGAAGUCUAUUGACUCUUUGUGCACAAGCAGUUGCAGCUGACGAUCGGACGAGCGCAAAUAAGCAACUGAGGCAGAUCAGACAGCAUGCUUCUUCAAUGGGUGACGGGAUGCAGAGACUGGCUCACUAUUUUGCCAACUCCCUUGAGGCACGCUUGUCUGGUUCCGGGGCCCAGAUGUACAAAGCCAUAACUACCAAACCAUCAGCUGCCAAUGUCUUGAAAAUUUACCACCUACUUAUUGUGGUGAGCCCCUUUGUGAAGGUCACUAAUUUCUUCUCAAAUAAGUCAAUUGCAGAAGUAGCUGAGAAAUCAGAGAGGCUCCAUGUUAUCGAUUUUGGCAUUCUCUAUGGUUUCUCAUGGCCUUCACUCAUACAACGUCUCUCAUCUAGACCAGGUGGGCCUCCCAAGCUUCGAAUUACUGGGAUUGAUCUUCCAGAACCCGGUUUCCGACCUGCAGAAAGGCUUGAAGAGACAGGGCGUCGGUUAGCAGAUUAUGCCAAGUGUUUCAAUGUUCCUUUUGAGUUCAACGCCCUAGCACAAAAGUUCGAAACGGUUCAAAUUGAGGAUCUCAAGCUAGACAAUGACGAGGUUCUUGCGGUGAGAUCCCGGUAUAGAUUUGGAAACCUCCCUGAUGAAACCGUGGUAGCAGAGAGUCCAAGAGAUAGUGUUCUGACCCUGAUCAGGAAAAUGAACCCAGAUAUUUUUAUACUUGCCAUUGUGAAUGCGGCCUGUGAUACCCCCUUCUUUAUGACUCGAUUCCGAGAGGCUCUUUUCCACUAUUCUGCGUUGUUCGAUAUGCUUGAGGAGAAUGUGCCCCACAACAUUUUGGAGAGAAUGCUGUUGGAGAGAGAAGUGUAUGGUCAAGAGAUAAUGAACAUCAUUGCAUGUGAGGGCUUAGAGAGGAUUGAGAGGCCAGAGACAUACAAGCAGUGGCAGGUUCGUAAUGAGAGGAUUGGGUUUAGGCAGCUCCCUUUGGACCGGGAGGUUGUUGAGGAGGCAAAGGAGUGGGUGAAAUCAUGCCUCCACAAGGAUUUUAUUAUCGAUGAAGAUGGGCAAUGGCUGAGGCUAGGGUGGAAGGGACGCAUUACUCAUGCCAUGUCUUCUUGGAAGCCUGCUUGUUAAAUUCACAUUCAUUACUACCUAUACAGGUCAUGUUGUUAUCCUUCUAGAAAUCCUGUUUAGAUGGUUUGUUGGGAUUAGAUGAAAUAAUGUGUUCCAUUUUAGG
Messenger RNA from Vitis vinifera (wine grape), 1637 nucleotides. Its product is annotated as scarecrow-like protein 14. Gene Ontology annotation, biological process: regulation of DNA-templated transcription. The transcript has a single exon. Gene Ontology annotation, molecular function: DNA-binding transcription factor activity; sequence-specific DNA binding. Gene Ontology annotation, cellular component: nucleus. NCBI's taxonomy places the organism in Eukaryota, Viridiplantae, Streptophyta, Magnoliopsida, Vitales, Vitaceae. The record is from RefSeq and is a predicted model, not a curated record. Bases 248 to 1534 code for a protein of 428 amino acids.